GCUCCUCCGAGAGAGGUGGGGAGAGAGGGGUAGGGUAGAAUGGUGCAGACAGCGUUUUUAUGUGUACUUUCUUCAAAGUGUGUACUUUCUUCUACUUAUUAGGAAGCGCGCAGAAUGGCCUAGUCGAUUAAUUUUUUAAUCAUUGAAGUUUAUCGUCCAUUCAGCACCUUAUCCAAUUCCAGACAAAAUGUCUGACCCAUUGCAUUACGGCGACUACGGUUAUGACCCAGCCCUUGGAAUGGGAGGUCUUCAAGAUAUGAAACCUGAACCACCCAGUCCUACUGAAUCGCCAUACUACAGACGAGACAGUGUCGGAUCAGGCCUUGCUGCACCUUCUACUCACAACUCUAAUGAAAAUCUAAGUAGCAGUAGUGGCCAUGAGGAUGAUGACAGUGAUCACAAAGGCUCUGGGUCUCUGAGCUACAAAGAACGCCGCAGGGAGGCUCACACACAAGCGGAACAAAAGCGUAGAGAUGCCAUAAAGAAAGGCUAUGACUCUUUGCAACAUCUUGUCCCAACAUGCCAGCAGACAGACUCAUCUACUUCCUACAAACUGAGCAAAGCCACUGUCUUGCAAAAGUCAAUAGAUUAUAUACAGUUCCUUCUCCAACAGCGCAAAAAACAGGAAGAAGAGAGGAAUGCUCUACGCAAAGAGGUUGUAGCUUUGAGUAUAAUGCGCAUUAAUUAUGAACAAAUGGUUAAAGCGCAGCAAGCUCAGCCAGGGCAACAAGACACUAGAAUUUCUGAUGACACAAAGUUCAAAGUGUUUCAGGCUAUUAUGGAUCAACUGUUUUUGUCAUUUAGCAAUGCAUCUUUUGCCAACUUUGCUGAACUGUCUGCUUCUAUAUUUAGCUGGCUGGAGGAACAGUGCAAGCCCCAGACCCUCCAUGAUCUUGUAGCCUCAGUACUACAAAGAUUGAGUUUCCCUCUGGGACCAGGGAACAUGCGAAUGUGAUGCUGGAGAUUGGUCCUCUUAUUCCAGUUAUGAUGGUUCAGACAUUGUCUACUAUUAUUUCUUUGAUGUGAUAUUAAUGCACAGAAUUGAGAAGAAUUCUGGGAACUUUAGAACACUUUUAAAAGUUCUCUUGAUUAGUUGUAUGCAUUGGUUUCAUUGAUAGCUGUAAGCAUUCAAGGGCGAUUUUUAAUGUCUGAUAAAUAGGCAUCAACAAGGCAUGCUUCUGUUCCGGUUGAAAAUGCAGCAAUUGAUAGAUGCGGUCUGUUGCUUUAUAGUUUUGUUGUAUUUACUGCAUCUCAUGAAGAAAAAUGAUAAUGGAAUUGGGAGAAAAAAAGUGCUCUACUUUGGAGGGGAAAUGAUAUACUUACAAACUAUGUACACACACAUAUAUACAUUUAUAAAUAUUUUACCGUAUUUGUUAUAAGGCAUUAUGACCUGACAACCCAGUAUGUUGGGUUUUUAUCUUGUUUAUUUUAUUAGAGGCUGCUUUCUCAGUCAACAAUUUUUUUUUCUAGCAAGAUGUUUUUUGUUUAUAUUUGAACAGAGUCUACACAAAAUACAUAGUGAGAAUUAUGUCCUUAAAUGAUUUAUGAUUGUGAUAAAACAUGCCAACUGGUUGGUUUACUCAUUUUGAUUGGUGGGCCAAUACACAUUUUGGACUAUAAAAUAAAUACUUAGUUUUGUUACAA
Thrips palmi is the source of this 1644-nucleotide messenger RNA. RefSeq names its product max-like protein X (gene bigmax). Gene Ontology annotation, molecular function: RNA polymerase II cis-regulatory region sequence-specific DNA binding; DNA-binding transcription factor activity, RNA polymerase II-specific; protein dimerization activity. The record is from RefSeq and is a predicted model, not a curated record. Lineage: Eukaryota; Metazoa; Arthropoda; Insecta; Thysanoptera; Thripidae. The transcript is spliced from 6 exons. Gene Ontology annotation, cellular component: nucleus. Gene Ontology annotation, biological process: regulation of transcription by RNA polymerase II. Bases 188 to 955 code for a protein of 255 amino acids.